AUGGCGUGUGAUGCAGCGACAUACUAGCUUAAAAUACAUCAAAGCAAAGCAAAUAUCACUCAAACACACUUUAAGUAAGGUUGCAAUCAAUCAAUACCUUUCAAGUGACUCUCCACACAUCCUGUCUGUCCAGAACACCUCGCUGCCCCGUCCAGGAUAGCCGCUCGCCAUGUCGCCGCUGCCUCUUUCCCUGCCGCUCCUGCUGGCGUUGCUGGCGCUGCUGGGGGCCGCUCCGCCAGCCGCUGCCGAGAUGAACCAGGCGCUGUGGUACCGGGCGCUGGUCUCGCAGGCUCAGCUCGACGCCGCCGCCACGUCUGAAAGCUUCCAGGUGUCUGAUGAGAUCCUAUGCGCUGCCCUGGCCAACAACGCCCCCUGGUGUCACCUGCUGACAUACGAGGGCACCACCUGUGUCCUGUACGACGUGGCGGUGGACAGUCUAGACGCCGCCGCCACCGAUGCCACCACGCCCUGCAGGACACGCCUCCGCAACGUGUGCAUUGAGGAGGGGGUGCCGCUGCCUCACGGGGCCAUGUUGGUGCAGGACUGCCAACCCGCCCUCUGCUGGAAUCGUGCCGUCAUCUCUGACUAUACAGCGUCGACGACAUGCGACGGUGACUUCUUGCAAGACGCCCUUGGCUGUAUUUACCUGCACCAGGUGCCGAUGACCUGGUGCGACGCUCGCCAGCACUGCGCCACACUCGGCGCCGAUCUCGCCACAGCUUCUGCUUUAGAGUUUCCAAUUAUGCAAGCUUUUCUGGAAGCUACUGCCAGAGGAGCGCAAGUGUGGAUGGGCGUGCGGAGUCGGAUGUGGCUGGACGGUCGUAACGUGGCAGUUGAUGAGUGGGCAAGUACCGACCCCAACGGAUCUCCUGAUGAAUGUGCCCGCAUGUAUUUUGAGGGCGGGAUGAGAUACGUACUAGCUGACAGAGUUUGCUCAGUCUCCUUUAUUUUCCUGUGCAGGAGGCCAGUCUAA
This is a messenger RNA of Portunus trituberculatus (swimming crab), 973 nucleotides long. RefSeq lists its product as uncharacterized. The record is from RefSeq and is a predicted model, not a curated record. Lineage: Eukaryota; Metazoa; Arthropoda; Malacostraca; Decapoda; Portunidae. The transcript has 4 exons. Bases 170 to 973 code for a protein of 267 amino acids.